Uloborus diversus is the source of this 7047-nucleotide messenger RNA. RefSeq lists its product as uncharacterized. The coding region runs from base 1 to 6861 and encodes 2286 amino acids. The record is from RefSeq and is a predicted model, not a curated record. Gene Ontology annotation, cellular component: intracellular anatomical structure; catalytic step 2 spliceosome. The transcript is spliced from 7 exons. Gene Ontology annotation, molecular function: zinc ion binding; RNA binding; ATP binding. Gene Ontology annotation, biological process: spliceosomal complex disassembly. NCBI's taxonomy places the organism in Eukaryota, Metazoa, Arthropoda, Arachnida, Araneae, Uloboridae.
AUGGUUUCAGGAAAGGUUCCAACAACUGGUUGUCGUUUCGAGCCUGAUAGAAAAGCUCAAAAUGUUGCUAAUAAAUCAGCAGGUUCUUCUCAGUUUGCAAAAAUGAGUGUGCCACCUUCUGACAUUUCACCACAUUCCUUUAAACAAGUAGACAAGAAUGAUAAUCGAGUUACCAUGAGCCAGAAAAGUAAUUCUAAUAAAAUGCAAAAUCAUGGACCACCAAAACCACAUCAAAGUGCUGUUAAUAAUGCCAAGUCAUCUGUGAAUUUUAAAGUUCUGAAUAAUGUAAAUCAGCCAAAUUAUGUUGGAGCGGGAAAGAAUUUUUCUGUUGGUACUAAUUGCAAAAGUUUUAAUUCUGGACAAAAUAGAACAUACCACCCAAACUUGUUCAAUGAUGCCAAUAUCACAGGGAAAAUGAAUUCUGUUCCGCAUGAAAGUAAUUCUUUUAAUACCAAAAUGAAAUAUCCUGAUCAAAUUAACAAGAAUGGUACUAGCCUUCUCAAUAGUCCAAAACAGUCGCUCCUCAGCACUCCUCAGUAUUAUAAUGCAUCUACAUCAGUUCCUAAUCGCUCACCGCAAUCCUUUCCAUCUCAGUACUAUAAUCCAUCGAACUCGGUUCCUAAUCCUGUUUCAAUACGCAUGCAGAAUGAUCUAAAUCCAUUUUUAACAAAAUUUGUGAACAAUGUUGCUGUACCUCAAAGUCAUGGCCAUGAAGUAUUUCAACAGCAUGAACAACGAUGUAUGCAGAAUAUUGAUGCUAGCAUAAAAAGUCCUGAAUCACAAGACCGUAACAAGAAAAAAUUCCACCAAAAACAUACCAAGCCUAAUUAUCCAUUUACAGGAAAACCUAGGCACAGAACUAGGAUGAGAAGAAAGGGGAAAAAUUUGGAGCAAAACAAAGAAGCAGAAAAUGCGUUACCAUUAUGGUCGUUUCAUCGAGCUCCUCAGGCAACAGUAAAAAGUGUCAAAUAUGAUGAUUCAGAUGAAGAAACUAACUCAAGCAUAGCGGAUACAGGCAGUAAUCCUUCAGACUCUGAAAGCAGUGAAUUGUCAGAUUCUGAGCUUAGUGAAAUUAGUAGCGAAUUUUCUUUAACGUCCAUUAAAGCAAAAGAAAUGGCUUCCUCAAGUUCUAGCUAUCCUAUUUUAAAAGCUAGUGAAGGCUUUGUGUCUACAUUUUGGGACAUUGAAAAUUGUCCUUUACCCAGUAAAAUAUCGGCUGUUGAUUUUGUAAAAUUCAUAAGAAAUACGUUUUAUGAAGGAAGAACUGAGGUUGAUUUUUUUGUGGCUUGUGAUGUUUCGUCUGUGAACCAGUCUAUUUUGAGAGAAUUGGAUGAAGCAUCCGUUAUUGUUGUACACAUCAGCUCGACAAGUAAAAAUGCUGCUGAUAAGAAACUGUUGACAUUUCUUCAAAAUUUUCAAAUCGAACACAGGAAUGAAAAGUCAGCUGUUGUUUUAAUAUCUGGUGAUUCUGAUUUUGCUUCAUUUUUAAAUGAUAUGCGGUACAAGCACCAUAUUUUUAUCAAUCUUGUUUGCAAGCGAGAUUCCAGACAUAGUUUGUUUGAAGCUGCGCACAAAAGUGUUUAUUUUGAAGAUCUGAUUAAGAAAUUACCAGAAAGGAAGCAAAAUGCUGAUGUACAAUAUACUGUUAUUGUUUCAAAUCUUCCUACGAACAUGAAGUCUAAAAACAUUAAAAGUUCCAUAUUAAAUAAAAUUGGUAACAAAAAUUGUCGAAUAAACAUGAUCGAUAAAGUUUCAGCAAGAAUAGUUUAUCCAUCUCGUGCUGCUCGUGACAAAUCUUUACCGUUACUUGAAAAUUUUUUGAUCAAGGACCGCAAAAUUGAAUUUACUUUGAGUGAAGACAUGGAUGAUAGUUCAGUCUCGUGCAGUAAAAAGAAAGUUCAUAAAGCUUCGCAGAAUACACCAAUGGAAACUUUGCAUCACAAUGUUCAUAAAAAUGAUAGCAGCUGUGAGGGAAAAGCUGCUUCGGUAUUGGUUCAUGUCAUAGAAAAUGCAAAUGAUGUGAAGUAUUGGGAAAAGAAUUUUGAAAAAAUGUUCGGUAUGAAUGAUUUUCAACUUCAAAUAUUGGGGGUAAAUACGUUGGGUAAUAUGAUGAUAAAGUUUAAAAGCCUUAGUAAAGCUCAAAAAGCUCGUAAACUUUUAAUGAAUGUUGAAAAAGGUAAUAAAAAUAGCCCUAAAUUUUUAAAAUUAAUCAAACAUGAUGCUGAUCUAACUGGUUCAAAUAUUGACACUGGAGUUGAUGUUUUAGAAUUAAAUAGGAAAAAAAUUGAAGAAUGUUUACAUUUUAUUGUAAUGAAAAAAGAAGCUUCUUUAAAGAUUCAUGAAAAAAAUGUUAUCAAUGUUAAAAUGGGAAUUUCUGCCCAGAUUCUUGGUUCAAAGGAGACUGUUUUGGAUAAAUUAAAUGAACUGAAUGAACAGAAGAUUACCUUCCUAAAUUUCACAUCAAAUUUGAAAACUAAAGUACAAAAUUUAAAUCCACUCUCAGAAACUUUUGAAGAUUCCAAAAAUUUGAUUUUGCAUGAAUAUUUACGAGAAUGCAACUGCAUUUCUGUAGGUUUGCCUAUUUAUGCUAAGAAAAACCUUAUAUUGAAAAAAAUUAAAAGUAAUCAAGUGACAAUAAUUCGUGCGGAGACCGGUUCUGGGAAGAGUACUCAGCUGUGUCAGUAUAUUUGGAGAGAAUCAAAUUUAUGUCAGAAUGGUCUAAUUGUUUGCACUCAGCCCAGGAAAAUUGCAGCUGUGUCCCUUGCCAAGUAUGUGAGCUCCCAAGUAGGUUGUUCACUUGGGGAUGUUGUUGGUUAUGAAGUGGGUAUGUCUUGCAAAACAUCCGCGAACACAGCUAUACUGUAUACAACAGAUUUCUCGAUGCUGAAGAGGAUUAUCAAUGAAGGCUUAAAGAAUAUAGCAUGCAUUGUUAUUGAUGAAGCGCAUGAAAGGACUGUGUACACUGACCUUUUACUUGGAAUGAUUAAAAAGCUCCUUCCUUCAAGGCGUGAUCUGAAAGUUGUUGUGACAUCUGCAACAAUUGACAUUUCGAUUUUCCGUAAUUAUUUUCAGUUGUCAACUGAUGCUGUUCUGGAAGUACCUGGUCAGACAUUUCCAAUUGAAGACAUAUGGCUGGAAAAUGAUGUUCAUUUGAGCUGGGACUAUUUCAGUAAAACUUUAGAUGUUGCUUAUGGCAUGCUGAGUGAAGAUGCUGGGCACAUAUUAGCAUUUUUAACAACUCCGCUUGAAACUGAGAAAGCUGCUGAAGCUUUAAGCAAUCGCUUGAUAAAUGAAGCAUGUCACAACAACAUCAGGGUUUAUUUUUUGCAUGGCAAGGUAGAUGUACAAGAUCAGCAAAAAGUUUUUGAAAAUUUGCCUUCUGGAAUUAGGAAAGUUGUUUUUGCGACUAAUUGUGCUGAGACUUCUGUAACAAUUGCAGGUAUUAGAUAUGUUAUUGAUUGUGGCAUGGUAAAAGAAGUGAAAUAUGACGCAAACAAAAACAUGAACGUUAUGUCUGUCAAUUUCGUGAGUCAGAGCUCUUCCAAUCAGCGACGUGGACGAGCAGGUAGGACUCGAGAUGGGAAAUGUUUUCAUUUAUACAGUAAAGCUAAUUAUGACAGAAUGGAUAAAUAUUCCAUUCCUGAAAUCCUGAGUACUAAUCUUGGGAAUGUUUUGCUGAAAAUCAUGAAAAUGGGAGUUAAAGAUCCUCUGCAGUUUGAUUUUGUUGAGUCACCUCCCAAAGAAUCUUUAAAUUCUGCUUUGCAGCAGUUGAAAAAUUUAAAAGCCGUUAAUAAUGAUUUAUCAUUGUCCAAAGUUGGUUUUCAAAUGGCUUGCUUACCACUUGAGCCACGCUUAAGUCACCUAAUAUUAAAGGGAAUAGAGAUGAAUGCCGGAUAUGAAGCCUUGAUAUUAUCUGCCUUAAUUACUGUGUCGAGGAAUAUAUUUUUUCGCAACAAUGAAAACAGAAAUGAAGCUGAUGUAAAGAAGUUAAAGUUUUGUCAGAGUGAAAGCGAUUUUAUCACAUAUUUUAAUGUCUACAAGGAAUGGGUAACAGUGCCAAAAAGUUCUAAGAAUAAGUGGUGUGUUCUCAACUGCAUUAAUGCACGAUCCAUGAGAUCAGCUCAUGAUUUGAUUAGUGAAUUAACUCACAUUCUUCAGAAGGAACUUGAUUUAAAAAUGUCUGUGAAGUUCAAUGAUGAAGUAACACCUGACAUGCUGCUUGAAUUGAUAUUCUGCAGUUUUUCUGAAAAUCUUUGUGUUUUUUCUGGCCACAACAAAUUUGGUUACAAAUCACCUAAUCUAGCAGGUUCUCUCGUGAUUCAUCCAUCUUCAUCUUUAUGUACAUUUGGAAAGUACAGACCAGAUUUUAUUAUUUAUGAUAGCAUUUUGAAAACUAGCGAAACAUUUUUGAUAAAUAUAAGUCCAGUAUCUGAAUUUCAAAUUUUGAAAGCUACUUAUGAAGGUAAAAUAAAUAUCUCUUUAGAAAUUCUGAAUCGUCUGAGGAUGAAGAAUGAAUGUUUUUCUCCUUUGGGUGAAAUUAUUCUGCUUCGAUAUUUCAUUGGCAAAGGAGGAGAAAAGAAAAAGACCAUGGAAAAAAAAUUUCAAGAAAUAGUUGGUAGCAAUCAAUUUGCUUUAGAUGUAAAUGUUGCAAGAGGUGACAUUAAAUUGUUUACAAAUCAUGGUUUGAAUGAGAUGUCCCAGAUUGUCAUAUCUACCAUAAAUGAAGCUAAACAGAAACUAUUGUCCGAUGAAAAAGAAGUAUUUGUCAUAGAAAAGUGUAGCACUGUGUCUGCUGUAAUUGGAAGUGGUGCACAAAUAAAGGAGGUCAUAUUUCCUGAUGAUUUCAGGGAAGUUAAAAUUGUUCUAAAAGGUGACAUUUCUAUUUCAGAUGUAAUUGGAAAACUGCAAUUAUGUGGAGAUAUCAUUGAUUGUCGAGAAUGGAAAAAUUAUUUCAAGAUAACUUUUAGCACAGUAUCUGCAGCUAAAAAAUCUGUAGUCGUAUUUGGUAAUGAGCAGUCAUUCUCUUUACAAAGCAUUGUCAGAAAUAAUGCUACCUACCAUGACAGCAGAUAUUAUAGAAUUUUUUUGUCUUUUGUACGUCGUCCUUGUACUGGCUGUGCUUUCUUGACUCUUGAUCAAAGUUCAUUUUCAAGUCAUGUUAUGACAUUGCUAAGUCUUUCUUAUCAACAUUUAUCCUUCAAAGUUGCAAGAAAUACUGGCGAUAUACGUAUCACAGGUUUGGCACCUACCGUUAACAAAGCUGAGUUAGAAAAGUUGCUUGUAUCAAAACUACCCUCUGAUAUAAAAAUAGCAAAACUUGUAAUCGUACGAGAGAAAUCAUUUGAAAAUACAAAAUUAAUUGAAGAAAGUAUUAAGCAAAAAAUAACUGAUGCAUUUUCAAAAUAUGUGUGUAAAGACGACUUAUCUAUUGAAUUAAGAAAAGCUUCUUCCAACAGUGUGUUUUGGAAUGCUACUGUUAGUUUUAAAAAUUCUCAUGAAGGUGAAUCAGCAGCACGCAUUGUUCAAAAAGCUAAUUUAUUUUGUCAGUUUAACCCCAUCAUGGAAGCAUCUAUUUGGUGUAGACGAGAAGUGUUUUCUGUAAUAAAAGACGAAAUAGAUGAAGCCUUAAAAUUUUAUACAAGCAACUCUGAUAGUAGUAAAUCAUUAGAUAUUAAAGCUAUUCCUAAGUCAAAUUCUAAUGUGGAAAUUCGAAUCUCUGCAAAUAAUAUUUCAGAUGUUGUAGACGCACAAAAGUGUAUUUCAAACUUUGUGCUUGGUGAUCAAAUAAAAUGCCGGGGAAAUAGCACUUUGGAAAACCUUUUCACGAAAUUUGGUUUAAGUCGAUUGAAGAAAUUAUGUAGUGAAAAUUCAAAAUGUUUUAUUGAUUUGAACAGCAGAGAGAAGAUAGUAACUUUGUUUGGAAAUGUUUCUGCAUGUAAUAAAGUCAUGAUGGAGAUAAAUAACUUUUUAAUUCAAUUAGAAAGUGAAAAUCUGAAAGAAAUUAAUCUAAUGUCUAAAGGUCAUGCUGGUAUUUUAAGAGAAUUAUUGAAAACAUAUGGAUUUGAUUUAAGAAAGUUAAAAGAACACUGUGAUGCUUCGAAUAUUGAAGUGAACUCACGUAAAUAUGUGUUGGUAGUCAAAGGCUCACCAGAAUCAAUUUCAAAGUGUGAAAAAAUUGUGCAAGAUAUUAAGAAACACCUGCCAGAAACUUCAGUCCUUGAAAAUUCUAGCGAAGUCUGUGGCAUUUGUCAAAUGGAAGUAGCAGAACAAAGACAUCGUUUAGAAUAUUGUGGGCAUGCCUAUUGUAAAGAGUGCUUAUUGCAUUUGUUUCAAAAUUCAGAUUCAUUUCCUUUAAGGUGUCUGGUAUGUGAGUCUCCUAUUGUACUGGUUGAUAUAUCUUGGGCUAUUAAGGAAGAAAAAUCUCUUCAAUAUGAAAUUUAUAAAAAGUCUUUGGAUGCUUUUAUUCUUACUCAAACUGACAUGAAAUAUUGUCCAAGUCCGAAUUGUUCCAUGAUUUAUAGAGCUACAAAAAAUGCAGAAAACAUAUUUAAUUGUCCAUGUUGUGGAAAUUCUAUAUGCACCAAUUGUGAAGCAUUGUUUCAUUUUGGAAUGAGUUGUAGUUUAUACCAAGGCUGUAAGAUAGAUGAUGACUAUUCAUUAAAAGCUUGGAUGAAGGAAGAUCCAAACAAUCGUAAGAUAUGUCCAUCUUGCUCUGCGCCUAUUGAAAAAAAUGAGGGUUGCAAUCACAUGACUUGCUGGAAGUGCAAAACUCACAUGUGUUGGCUAUGUCUUGCUGUCUUUCCAACUGGUGAUGAAGUGUAUAAUCAUCAACCAUUUUGUCCCAGAGCUAAAGAAGUAUAAUUUUUUGUAUUGUUUAGCUUGUGAACAUUGUGUUACUAUUUGUGCAGGCAAGGCAUUGUAUUUUUGAUAUGUAUGUACCUCGUUCUGACUACAUCAUGUUUAGUAAUACAAUUCAUUAUUUAGAUCAACAGUUUAUUGCUUACUUCUGGUAGGAUAUUAGAUUAUUUUUAUGUAAUGAUUUGGUUU